UAUAUUACCAGCUUUUUGUUCAUAACAAUUCUUGUGAAAAAACCAAGUUGCACUGUGAAAGCGAUAGAACUACGUACUAUGAAUUCAAUUGAAUUUAUGUGUUUGUUCUUAACAGGUACAAUGGGAUUCGAAAUCGAAGGCAAAUUGGGUGAAUUCGUUGAGGAGAAAGGAGGCCUCUAUUCGAUCAGUGGCAAUAGCAGCACAGGUUACACAGUCAACCAGCACUUGGACAAGAUCACCCUGUCCAAUGGCCUUGCCUGGAGUCUCGAUCAUUCCACCUUCUACUAUAUUGACUCAAUGAAAUAUCGCAUUUCCGCUUACGACUAUGAUAUCAAGUCUGGAAGUAUCAGCAAUCCGAGAACUGUAUUAGACUUCAAACAAAAAAUGAUACCAGGAAUACCAGAUGGCAUGACCGUGGAUUCAGAAGGAAAGCUGAUUGUAGCUGUAUUCGCAGGGGGUUGUGUGUUAAGAAUUGACCCAGAUUCUGGAGAUGUAUUGGCAAAAAUACAAGUUCCCGCACCCCAAGUGACAUCGAUAGCAUUUGGCGGAGACAAUUUCGAUGAGCUCUACGUUACAACGGCCAACAUCUACGCCACUCCAGAAACUCAGGAGAUGUUUCCAGAUGCAGGCAGUGUGUAUAGGCUAACAAAUCUUGGCUUCAAAGGAGUCCGAGCUAACAAAGUCAAAUUGUGAACAAUUAUCAUCAAGCGAACAUUUUUAAUGUUGAGCUCAGUGCUAAAAUUCUUAGCUUAUACACAAUCCAAAAGCUUUUAACUGGACAAUUUACUAUGAGUUACAGUUUGAGGGUACCUAAUAAAUUUUAUUUCAUCGAGAGAUAAGUGGAAGAGUCAACUUGCUUAAAAUAUUUAUUUCAUGAUUUUUACACCAGCAACAAUUUUAUUAUUACACUUUUUCAAGUUCAAUGUUUAUGAUUCACAGGAUAAUUUCUUGUGAUUGAGUGUGUAACUAAAUAAUUGAAGGUGGACACAGAGAAAAAUAUAAUUUUUCUAAAAAAACCCUGAUUUGUAACACACCUGACUAUUUGCGUUUUUUUCGCUAUGCAUUAUGAAGGAUUAACAAAAAUAUGUGAGUUGUGAAUAGAAUUAUUCAAAACAAUAAUAUAAUCUGUAAAUCACCAUUGAAUAGCAGUGAAACACAGAUAAGCAUAGACCCUUUUUUAGAAGAAUAAUUGUUGUAAAUCAUCUAGACUAGAGUAAUAUAUUUGUGAAUAUUAAUGUUGGUAAUGCAUUAUGAAGGAAAAACAAUAAUAUUGUUAUUUGCGAAUAAAAUUAUUUGAAAGAAUCA
Nilaparvata lugens (brown planthopper) is the source of this 1305-nucleotide messenger RNA. RefSeq names its product regucalcin. NCBI's taxonomy places the organism in Eukaryota, Metazoa, Arthropoda, Insecta, Hemiptera, Delphacidae. Gene Ontology annotation, biological process: L-ascorbic acid biosynthetic process. Gene Ontology annotation, molecular function: enzyme regulator activity; gluconolactonase activity; calcium ion binding. The record is from RefSeq and is a predicted model, not a curated record. The coding region runs from base 79 to 693 and encodes 204 amino acids. The transcript is spliced from 3 exons.